UUUGAUAUAGCAAUAUAUAUUAUGCUAAUAUCAUAUCAUGAUAUUACAUGAUAUUUAAUAUCACGUGAAAACGUAUCUUAAUAUACGUAUCUCAAUAAAUAGCAAUGCGUUAUAUUCUCCUAUAUAUUUCUUGUCCUCUUUUUCAAUAAAUAAUGUUAAAAUAAUAUUAAAUUUUGAAAAUCUAAAAUCUUGGAAAUCGUGCUUAUAUAUUGUUGCAUUUUAUAAAAUUCAUAUUAUUACAGAGAUAUUUUUGUCAAUUAAAAAAUUUGAUUAAAUAUGAUCACGGAAUCUUUGCAUGAAUAUUUGGAAAUCGUGGCGGGAUAUAUAUUUGAUGAUGACAAACUGGUAACAUAUAAAUGGUUAAGUAAAGUGUUGGAAAUUCAUGUUAAUAUUGCAAAACAAAUUUUAUGGGAAUUUUGGCAAAAAUAUAAAAAAGAGAAAGAAUUUGUUUGUACUUUUUUAUUAAUGGGAAUUCUAUAUGAUAAUGGGAUGCAUGUUGAAAUUGUAAAAGAGAAAGAUCUAAUAACAUCAAAAGAAAAAUAUAAUAAAAUUAUUUCUGAACAUAUUUAUAGUCUUCAGAAAAUACUUCCUGAGAUACAGCUACUUGGAAAUACUGAAAAUGGAGAUAUUAAAUUUAGUGCAAUUAAAUGUAUUGAGAACAAUGAACGUAAUGAUGAAGAAAUGCAUAUUUUUCGUUGGGGUCCUAUAUCAAAUGAAAUUCAAUUUGCUCCUCAAGAAGAAGCACAAUCGAUAUCUGAAUCAAAUGAAGUAAAGAAGAUAGUUAGUCCAGAAAAAAAGCAAACUUUUAUAAAAAAAAAUGAAAGAAAAGGUUUUGAUAACUUGUUUGGAAAAGUCAUUAAUAAACAGAAAAAUUUAUAUACAUCAUCUAUUAAAGAAAUGAAUAUGGAAUCUUCUGAUAUAAAAGAAACAUCUAAAAAUGUUCCUAAAUCUUCAAAAGAAAUUAUACAAAAAGAUAAAUUGGAUAAUUUUCUUCAAUCAAAUGAAAAUCAAACAAAAACUGUAGAAUCUCCAAAUAAGAAAAAUAGUAUAAAUUCCAUACAAAAGAAAAUUACAGAAGAAAAAAUUACUUUUAGAAAUAAUAAACAAAAAAAUAUGCGUGGUAAAAAACGUAGUCAAAGCAAAGAUUUAAAUAAUACUACAAAAAAGCGAAAAUGUAUUACAAUUCAUGAUGAUUCUAGUAAUACAGAAUCUUCUAAUGAUGAUAAUGAACAAGAAUUAGAAUUACCAAUUUCACCUGAAAAUCUUUCUUCUCCUAUAAGUAAGGAUUCUAUGUUUCCACCACAAAUGAAACUUGAAAAUGGAAAACGUAAAGUUUUAAAAAUAGUAGAUAAAACAUUUGAAGAAGAUGGUUUCCUUGUAACAAAAAAAGUACAUGUUUAUGAAAGUUGUUCUGAAGAUGAAUUAGAAAUUCUAACAAAAAAAUCUAUAAUACCUGAAUCACAUUUAGAAUUUAAAGGAAAAAAAAAUACAAAACAAACAACUUUAAUGAACUUUUUUAAAAAAUCAUAA
This is a messenger RNA of Apis mellifera (honey bee), 1530 nucleotides long. RefSeq names its product DNA polymerase delta subunit 3. Gene Ontology annotation, molecular function: DNA-directed DNA polymerase activity. The transcript has 2 exons. The record is from RefSeq and is a predicted model, not a curated record. Gene Ontology annotation, biological process: DNA synthesis involved in UV-damage excision repair; nucleotide-excision repair, DNA gap filling; DNA replication. NCBI's taxonomy places the organism in Eukaryota, Metazoa, Arthropoda, Insecta, Hymenoptera, Apidae. Gene Ontology annotation, cellular component: nucleus; delta DNA polymerase complex. The coding region runs from base 277 to 1530 and encodes 417 amino acids.